Hemicordylus capensis (graceful crag lizard) is the source of this 4912-nucleotide messenger RNA. RefSeq names its product chimerin 2 (gene CHN2). NCBI's taxonomy places the organism in Eukaryota, Metazoa, Chordata, Lepidosauria, Squamata, Cordylidae. The transcript has 13 exons. Gene Ontology annotation, biological process: positive regulation of GTPase activity; regulation of small GTPase mediated signal transduction; signal transduction. The coding region runs from base 697 to 2508 and encodes 603 amino acids. Gene Ontology annotation, molecular function: GTPase activator activity. The record is from RefSeq and is a predicted model, not a curated record.
GACCAGCAUUGGCACAUGGAAGGAGCGGCGCUCGCUUUGCCAGCUCCUCGAUGCCAGCAAGCGGAGGGAGUAGUGGCCACAGGGACAGACGCUGGCCGGUGGCUUCCCUGCCCCUGCUUCCCUCCUUUUCCACCUUGGGCGCUGCGCCCUAGCGCCACUCUGCCCCUUCAGUAGCCGGGGGCUGCAGCCCGCACGCCUCUCCUCGGCUUCCUUUGUGUGUGUGAGGAGAGCUGAGGCGGUGGCGCUGGAAGAGGAAGAAGAGGAGGAGUCGCCGCCAGCCGCCUCGCUUGUCAAGACUGAGCCGCUCACGCGAAGGCGGUGAAGGGAGGGGGGGAAGGCGAAGGAAGGGGCUGGUGGGGCGGCCCUAGGAGUCCCUGGGAAGCCUCCUCUCCUCAGGCGGAGAGAAAGGAACUGGAAGCAGCGCGAGGCCCUUCGCUGGGCAGCCAGAACAGCGUCUCCCCUUUGCGAAAGCUGAAAGGGGCGCAAACGAACAGGCAGCAACAGCAACAGCAGCAGCAGCGCGUUAUUUGGGUGAGCUGCAAGGAAAGCCCGGGUGGCGGCGGCGGCGGCUGCUGCUGCUGCUGCUGCUUUGCUCCGAGCGGCUCCAGCGCUUUGCAAUGGCUUGGAGGCAGCGGCGGCAGCCGGACAGCUGCAGGAGCACCUGGGCUAGUCACUAAGGAACCAGAAGGAAGGAGGAUGGCCACCUCGAGCAACUCCAGUUUGUCUGGCUCCUCGGUGUCCUCUGAUGCUGAAGAGUAUCAGCCACCCAUAUGGAAGUCAUACUUGUAUCAGUUACAACAGGAAGCUCCUCGUCCCAAGAGAAUAAUUUGUCCUCGGGAGGUGGAGAACAGACCAAAAUACUAUGGAAGAGAGUUUCACGGGAUCAUUUCUCGUGAGCAAGCAGAUGAAUUACUUGGAGGUGUUGAAGGAGCAUAUAUUCUCAGAGAAAGCCAGCGACAGCCUGGAUGCUAUACUCUAGCGCUCAGAUUUGGUAAUCAGACCUUAAACUACAGGCUUUUUUAUGAUGGGAAGCACUUUGUAGGGGAGAAGAGGUUUGAAUCAAUCCAUGAUUUGGUAACAGAUGGCUUGAUAACACUGUAUAUAGAAACAAAGGCUUCUGAGUAUAUUUCCAAAAUGACAACAAAUCCUAUCUAUGAACACAUUGGAUAUGCCUCUUUGCUUAGAGAAAAAGUAUCCCGGAGGCUGAGUAGAUCAAAAACGGAAUCAAGAAAAGCUAGUGUAACAACAUACGAAGAAAAUGCACCAGUUGAAAAGACACACGUCUGCCUUAAAGAAGUACCACAAAGCAGGCCGUUCCUUAUUCAGAUGCAGAAGCUCCUUCUAUCAGACAAGACGGCCCAUUCAAGUCACAUGCCAGAGGUCUCAGCAGAAUGGGCUGCAGCUGCUUCAAAUCUGCUGUCUAACGUUAGAAGCAGUUGGACAAACCUGACAGCAGUAAGCCUCCCGGGCUCAGAAGAAGACAGAGAAAAGAUCUGGGACCCAAGCACUAUGUUUGCUGAGGAGCUGUGGCUUGAGAAUGAGAAAGCCUGUGCCAUGGUUCACAAAUCUAAGCGAGGAAGGAAGCGUCAAGAGCUGCUGGCCGUGGCAUUGGGGGUUAAGAUGGGAGUCAAAGGGGCACUCUUGUGGCAACCUCUGAAACUCUUUGCCUAUUCACAGAUCACCUCUUUGGUCCGGAGAGCAGCGCUAACACAAAAUGACAACCAUUUCAACUAUGAAAAAGCACACAAUUUUAAGGUCCACACAUUUCGAGGUCCACACUGGUGUGAAUACUGUGCCAACUUCAUGUGGGGGCUUAUUGCUCAGGGAGUAAGAUGUUCAGACUGUGGAUUGAAUGUACACAAACAGUGUUCAAAAUAUGUCCCCAAUGACUGCCAGCCAGAUCUCAAGAGGAUCAAGAGAGUCUACUGCUGUGACCUCACUACACUAGUGAAGGCUCACAAUGCACAGAGACCCAUGGUAGUGGACAUAUGCAUUCGUGAAAUUGAAGCAAGAGGUUUGAAGUCAGAAGGAAUUUACAGAGUCUCAGGGUUUACUGAACACAUUGAAGAUGUCAAAAUGGCCUUUGAUCGAGAUGGUGACAAGGUAGAUGUGUCUGCCAACUUGUACCCAGACAUAAACAUCAUUGCUGGUGCACUGAAACUGUAUUUCAGAGACUUACCAAUUCCUGUAAUCACCUAUGAUACUUAUUCCAAGUUUAUAGAAGCAGCAAAGCUCUGCAAUCCUGAUGAAAGAUUAGAAGCUGUCCAUGAAGUGUUGAUGUUACUCCCUGCUGCACACUAUGAGACUCUUAGAUACCUGAUGAUUCAUCUCAAAAAGAUUACCAUGAAUGAAAAAGAUAAUUUUAUGAAUGCUGAAAAUUUGGGAAUCGUGUUUGGACCUACUUUAAUGAGACCCCCAGAAGACAGCACCCUUGCUACGCUCAAUGACAUGCGGUACCAGAAGCUAAUUGUGCAAAUAUUAAUAGAAAAUGAAGAUGUUUUGUUUUAGACAAAUGACACUGUAAAUUCAUAGCCAUCUGCUAUGAAAGUAUAAGUUUAAAAAAAAAGUUCCCAGAAGGAGAAAAAAAAACAUGGGUAGCACUUCAUUUUCUGCAGUGUUGCAGAUGAAUGCCAAAACAUUUAGUAAAGGGUAUGUCUCAUAGACAUACACCUCUUUUUAUUAAUUAUUAUUAUUAUUUAAGAAAGAACAAAGGUCAGAAAAAAAUCCUCUUGCCUUGUAUUUUGCCUUGCUUCCAUUGUGUAUCUGUGUAGAAAGGUUACAGACUGUUCUACUGUUAACUUAUUAAAGGACACAAACCUUGUAUGUUUAUUUAGAUAACUGAAGCAAAAAGGUACUUUUCAACCUGAUCUUCAAAGCACUGCUUUGGCACAGCUCUUAUUGUAAAGAACUGGGUCAGCAUUGGAACUUGUAGGACAGUAGUUGUUCACCCCAGUCUGGAAACUGACUUACACACACACACACACACACACACACCAUCAUCAUCAUCCUUCUGGAUCUGAUACCACCCAUACAGAAGGGUCAUGUCUGAAGGGUGUACCCAGUACCCAUGAGUGUACCACUCUAUACAUUUUACCAAUGUUUUUACCUCUGACAUUGAUGAUCAUCUGUUUUUAGGAGGACAAGGCCCAGGUCCACGCACCUCCUUCCUGGACCAGCACUUUUUGAGCAGCUUCACUUAUCAGUUUGGUGGAAAUCCUCCUCAUACAGAAUUGCAGGCACACAACCCACUACUGCUUGCAAGGAUCUCUAGAUCAUGGUCAUUAUCUGAAAUCUAGUGCCAUUCAACUCAGUAGUAUUAACUUGUACAAUGAUGGCCAUAAUGUAGCGCUCUAGACAUUCUCGUAUUUUUCAGUUAUUCACUGUACACACACUGAGCAUUUCCCGACUUGCAGAAAACAAUGUUAAAUUUUGAAGUGCUGGACUGCAGUUAAUGGCCAUGAUCCAGAACCUCCAGUGUCCAGGUAGAGCUCCACAUAAGCAGGGGUGUCCUGGUUCUCUUCUAUGAACAGGAGAAUGCUUGCAUGCACAAUUAAAAUUUACAUUUGCAUAGGGAGUAUUUCCAUUCAUAGAACAGUAUAGGAAGGCACUGUGCACAAAUAAUUUUUUGAUCUUGUUGAACUUAGGGUGUUUGUCAGUGUUAGUUGUAUAGGGAUAUACAAUUUCUUCCUAUGUAAGACAUAAUUAUGUAUGUCUAAAGUGAAACAAAACCUGUAUUUAAAAAUAUAUUUUUUUUCUUUAGUUAGCUGCAGGAAUGUCUUUUUAUUUUAGCAAAGUAUAAUUCAAUGCGGUGCAUUGAUGAUUUUCCAUAUAUUCCUCUUCAGCAUUAUUGCUAUGUACAUUGAACUCAUUUACCACUAGUGCAGUAUUAUUGUGACAUACCUCUUUCAUUGCAAAUGCUUUUAAAGAAACUUCAUUGCUCUUGCGUAUCUUAACAUUCUUUGGUUUGUGUUAUAUUCUAAGAAUUAGAGCAAGUACAGUAUUAUCUUAAUCCUGCCCUCCAAAAAGAGGAGCAUUUAAAGGUUUUUUAAACACUCUUUACACUAGCAUCAACUACUACAUAUAACACAGGUUCUUGGAAUACAGUAAUGUCUGAAAUAAGUUAUUCUGGAUCCUGGAUAUUUUCUGGCCUUACUGAAAAGUUAGCACUUAUUUAGGGUUACUUUUUUAUUAUUUUUAAAGCCAAGUUGCAUUACUUUGCUUCUGUGUUUAUAAAACUAUUUAAAUGAGAGCAUUUUUCUUCAUUGUCUUCUUACAAAUCUGUUAAUAGAGGAGAGCAAGAGAAUUGGUAUAUUACCAAAUCUCAUGGUUUUCCCCUAUUUUUUCCAGAGGCUGAUCCUCAGUCUAAUGCAGUUUUUUCCCCAAUACUACUUUUUUUUUCUUGUCACAAGAUUUUUGUACAACUAUUUCAGACACAGGAUGGUAGUAUAGUUUAUUACAAAACUGAAUUUUCAAUAUGAAAAGCUCUAUUAAGCUCUUUUCUUUAUUUGUAUGAAUCGCAAGUUUCAAAACUCAGUUAUGCUGUUUUCUGAAUUAUUUCAGAGAGCAUAGGUUUCUAUUCAAAUUGGGGGGAAAUGUGUGUGUAACUUUGAUAAUGGAAAAGAGGAGGACAAAAGGGGGCACAGGGAAUAAUGUAUAUGAGGUAUCCUUUAGAUGGGUCACCAAGGGCUAGGUAGACAGACUCAGGCUGCAGGCCAGAUGUCCGUGAGAUCUGAUAUGUUGGUACAAUACUAGAGAGAUUCUCCUAAAUUGUACAGAUUUAAUUGUUGUAGGCUAUGUACUAAAUUCUGUCAUAAAAUGGUAUGGAAAUGGUUUUAUUUUGUGAAGUGAAAUAUGCUUUGUAAUUUAUGAUAGUGUAAAUGGAAAGAAAAAUCCAUUAAAUGUGUUGAGUUCC